GUCUUCGUCAUGUAUAUAUACGCUAGUAUCUCUACCUUAUCGUGUCACAGCAUUGGUUACUGACUGUUACGAGUAUCAGACGGUGUUUCGAUUAAGUUUCGCUAUACUUAAAGACUCAAUGUAAUUGUGUUGCAUGUUCUUGUGUUCAGGCCAUACUAGAAAUCUUGUUACGAAUGUAUUACGACUUAUUCGUAAAUUGUGAAGCGACGUGAUUUGGUCACCUGUAUAUGUAUCCAAGGGAAUUGUAUCUAUAGUACCGGCAACAAUUCAUAAUAUUGAAGAAACAAUGUCGUACUCUUUUGAACAACUUGAUAGGUCCAAUACACGGGAAGAAUCUUUGCAAAGUCAUACACUAGUCUUCACACGAAAACGACUGUCCGUUUGUGAAAAAAGUUUUACAUCACCAAAUGCAUGCCGUCGCCACAUUCAAAUUCAUAAUGGAGAAAAACCAUAUUCUUGUGAACAAUGCUGUAGAUUUAUUCCACAUCAAGUGAAGGUGCAUAAACAAAUGUAUAGCGAACAUGAAGCAUUUGCUUGUGAACAUGGUAAUAAGCGCUACACUACGAAAAGUAAUUUGAAAGAGCAUAAAAGAAUUCCUACUCGGAAGAAAAUGUUUCAUUUUGAAGAAUGUCAGAAGUCCUGCAAGAAUAAUUCUCAAUUACAACGUCAUGUGAGAAUCCAUACCGGAGAAAAACCAUUUGUUUGUAAACAUUGUGCGAAGUGUUUCGCAAGACAUUAUCAUCUGAAAAUGCAUAUAAGAACCCAUACUGGAGAAAAACCCUUUGUUUGUAAACAUUGUGGAAAGAGUUUCGUAACACAUGACCGUCUGAAGAGGCAUAUGAGAACCCAUACUGGAGAAAAGUCAUACACUUGUGAACAAUGUGAAAAACGUUUUUCGGACAGUUCUAACUUGAAGAGGCAUGUCAAAAUGCACACCGGAGAAAAACAGUACGGUUGUUCUCAAUGUGAAAUGAAGUUUUCGCAUCGUUUUCAUUUAGAAACUCAUAUUCGAACCCAUACUGGAGAAAAACCAUACACAUGCAAACAGUGUGAAAAGUGUUUUUCAGAUAGUUCCAACUUAAGAAGGCAUUUGAAAAUCCAUAUACGCGAAAAGCAUCAUGUUCGAACAGGAGCAAAGUAAAACCGUUCGUCGAAUAAAAACGAGGAAAAGCUGUUACAGUUGCGUCAAAUGUAGAAAGACGUUCUCGCAUGGCCAUAUUGGCAGAAAUGAUAUCAGUGUGUCUUUUGCGUGAUCUGUAGGAAGCGAUUCAUUAGUUCAUUUAUAUUGAAAAAUAUAAUGUUCACAACGUUGCAGAAACUUCUUUGCCGAAGCGUGGCAAUCAACAAUCAAAAUGGUACUUAGACGCCAUAAUAGAAAUACUAAUAUUGCUAAAAGUUAAUUUUUAAAAGUGACUGAAAUAAAUUAAGCUGAAAAUAUUGUUCUGAAUGCACUAGUAAAAGCUUAGCGGAAGGAUUGCAAAAUAUAUGGGGCUUUUUUGUCUGUUUAAAAUUAUUGAAAACGGAUUUUUAUCUACUGACAUUUCAAAGUGAGUUUGGCUUUCAUUUAUUACUGCAAUUAAUCUAUAGCUUUUAAAUAAGAGGA
Messenger RNA from Styela clava, 1603 nucleotides. NCBI's taxonomy places the organism in Eukaryota, Metazoa, Chordata, Ascidiacea, Stolidobranchia, Styelidae. The record is from RefSeq and is a predicted model, not a curated record.